AAACGAUAUCAUUUUAGCGUGGGGCUGAUGUGUUUGUUUGUUUUGUCCGCUGAAGCUCAUAAAUGUCACGAUACCUUCAUGCGUUAUGACGGAUUGGUGAGUUGUGAAGAGAUCAUACUACCUCUCGAAGUGCCCAGAAGCAUCCAAAACUUAACUUUACACAGAUACAAUAUCUCAGUUUUAACCGAGAGAGCGUUUUCAGCCAAUGGGACCGAAAUGGACUUGCGCGCGCUGUCACUGCAGGACAACAACAUACAGGUGAUCGAAAGUUGUGCGUUUUGUGGACUCCCCCGACUUCUUUCCUUAGAUUUGAGUCACAACCGUUUAAUGGUUGUGCCCCCUGGAACUUUUUAUGGCUUGGAACAGCUACGUAAUCUUAACCUAAGUAACACCUUAAUGACUUCGGGCGGGAGCCAAUUACCACUCGCGCUGUCCACGGAUAAUUUGUGCGAUCUUCAGAGAUUGGACCUAUCUGGAAACCGUUUGGAGGUCAUUCCGCUUUCUGGGUUUGGCAACCUCAAUUUAACCACAUUAAUACUGACAAAUAAUUCCAUUGCGACCUUGGAUAGUCACAAUUUAGCGAAAUUAAACGAGUUCAAGGAAAUACGUAUUUACUUAUCACAGAACCCGUUCGAGUGUAAAUGUGACAAACUGAAGGAGUUUUAUGAUUGGCUGAAGAAUAGCUCCCAAUGCGCAGACUCCAGUAGCCUGAAAUGCGCGCAACCCGAAAAGAAGAAGAACACGCACGUGAUGGAUCUAGAAAAGAGGGACAUGGAGUGCCAAAACUUGGAUGCCCGUUCUUAUGUGCUUCUCGGCAUUGUGUUGGCCCUCAUUGGAGUUGUGUUCCUCAUGGUGUUGUACUUGAACAGAAGAGGCAUCAAGAGGUGGCUUAAUAACAUUAGAGAGGCCUGCCGGGAUCAAAUGGAGGUGUAUCAUUACAGAUAUGAACAGGACUCCGAUCCCAGGUUAGCAAAUGUUGCAGUUUAAGCGGAAUCUUCUGACCUCUUCUUGAAUUAUUUGAUGAAACGCUAUGACAACGAAACUGGAGUUUUGUGGCUUUUAAGUCCAUGUAUGUUAGCUUUAGGACAAGCACACUCUUAAAAGUUAACAAAAUUAACUUUCAGCAGAUAUACACUUUUU
This is a messenger RNA of Sinocyclocheilus anshuiensis, 1140 nucleotides long. Its product is annotated as trophoblast glycoprotein-like. Gene Ontology annotation, biological process: negative regulation of canonical Wnt signaling pathway. The transcript has a single exon. Bases 28 to 987 code for a protein of 319 amino acids. NCBI's taxonomy places the organism in Eukaryota, Metazoa, Chordata, Actinopteri, Cypriniformes, Cyprinidae. Gene Ontology annotation, molecular function: protein binding. The record is from RefSeq and is a predicted model, not a curated record. Gene Ontology annotation, cellular component: plasma membrane.